Messenger RNA from Dothidotthia symphoricarpi CBS 119687, 1615 nucleotides. RefSeq lists its product as uncharacterized. The transcript is spliced from 4 exons. The coding region runs from base 72 to 1403 and encodes 443 amino acids. The record is from RefSeq and is a predicted model, not a curated record. Lineage: Eukaryota; Fungi; Ascomycota; Dothideomycetes; Pleosporales; Dothidotthiaceae.
CAAGCUUGUUAAAUUCCUCUUGUAAUUGUAUUUACCACUUGUUACCAAACGUUCUGCGUCAGAGUUUGGAAAUGUCGAAGUCAGGUGUAUACACCAAUGAACGCGCUGUUUCCCCACCAAGGGAGGCUGCACUUACGGAAACCUCUGGGUAUUCCUAUUCCAAACUCAAACAGCAUAUUGGAGCUUUGCUGACGGCUGCUUUUUCCCUUCUCCUCCUCAUACUGACCAUCGCGUACGCGUUGCGCUGGAUUGGAGUUUCUCGAUAUCGAGCGAUAGGAACUUCACGAACCUACACGAUCCUUAUUCUUCGUAUACUCUCGGAAAUGACGACCACCUUGUUAGGUCUCACACUCGCCUUCACGAUCGAGAGAAUACAAUGGCAUCAAAUUGUCCGCGAGAAGGGGCAGCCUUUCCUUAGCUUUCUGGGACUUGCUCAAGGUACUGGCAUCUUUGGCCUUGCAAAACUCUCGAUUAAGAAGGGACCAUUCACCGCAUCGUGGCGAUGGUGGAGUGCUUCACGAUUGCUCAUCAUCGCAACUCUGCCUAUUCUUAAUGUUGUUAUAUUCGGAAACAUACACACACGCCUCAGUUAUCGCAUCGAGACAACCAAGAGUGGAGCGUUCAACAUGGGUAUGGGCAACUUCAAUGUCUCUACCGCGCAGAACUUCGCAUCGCUUGCUGGUCUGAUCUUCGGAAUUGACUUUCCAGACUUCUUGUCCGACUCCAGGAUAGCAGUGGAUAUUACACCUUCGCGUGAAGAUACCGUCCCAUGCACCCUCGGUGUUUCGAAGAGCAGCAGACAAACAUGCAACCAAGUCUUCUAUGUACCAGGAACGUACGGAGAUCUUGACCUGCUAAAAAAUCAAACCUUGCCACACGCAGACCUCAUCGUCGUUCAUGACAUAAGGGGCUAUCAACUUGACUUUCACACGCCUGAAGAAAACAUCGACAUCGAAUUCAACUUGGAAAAUGACUGCGGUGUGUACGGAAACAACGUGGUCGCAUUCCAGAUCUGUUUCCAAGAUAAAGAGGAUGAAAUUGCAAUGCGGAUGAACACCUGUUACAACUUGACGGACACGGCUGCCUGCUUGUCGGAUACUGAAUGGCGACGCCUGCCAGGUGUUUCAAGCAAUCUGAAAGUCAAUGCUCGGCUAGGCACCGUAGGAUUUAGCCGCCUCAACAGCACAAUACAAACAUACGAACUCGCUGACGACGUAAAACCUGCCCAUGUUACCGCGGGGCAGCUUUCAGACGCUUUCUAUGGUUUCUUCACAGGGCGUAGCCGAGAGGAAGACAACGACAUACCGUCUGAAUGGACAGACCUCAUGGCGUCUGUGGACCCUUACUGUACAGCAGCCAUAACGAAGGCGCUCGCAACGUCUAUGCUCUUCACUCGCUGGUAGCGAAGGUGUUAUGGUGGUGCUCGAUUCCGAUAGCCAAGUCUACCCCAACCGUGGGAACCGAGACGUCUGACACGACCUUGAACUUAACAGACAUACUCAAAGAUGGUUUCGAUACAGGAGGGCAAGCAAGGUAUUCGCUUGCUACAACAACGUACGAACUUAUCGUUGGCAAGGAGACAAUUGUCGCGUAUAGUGUUUUGGGCGGCGUGGUG